Messenger RNA from Electrophorus electricus (electric eel), 3850 nucleotides. RefSeq names its product solute carrier family 6 member 20 (gene slc6a20). Gene Ontology annotation, cellular component: plasma membrane; apical plasma membrane. The record is from RefSeq and is a predicted model, not a curated record. NCBI's taxonomy places the organism in Eukaryota, Metazoa, Chordata, Actinopteri, Gymnotiformes, Gymnotidae. Gene Ontology annotation, molecular function: L-proline transmembrane transporter activity; proline:sodium symporter activity. Gene Ontology annotation, biological process: sodium ion transmembrane transport; glycine transport; L-proline import across plasma membrane.
CCAUCUUUGUUCCUCUGACUCAUAAAUAUUUGCAAAGCUUACAAAAGGAUAGUCAUUUUCCCAAUAAGCACUACAAGCUGCUGUUUCCUUUUGAAUUUUCUUUUAUACAUCAGGUUAACCAGUCACUACUAUGGAGAAAGAAGCAAGACCAUCGUGGGACAACCCAAUGCAGUUUGUGCUAGCAUGUGUGUCUUAUGCAGUGGGGCUUGGAAAUGUCUGGCGCUUUCCAUACCUCUGUCAAAUGCAUGGAGGAGGUGGGUUCAUGAUCCCAUAUCUCAUCAUGCUGGUUCUGGAGGGAAUUCCUCUUUUCUGUAUGGAACUGGCAAUUGGGCAGAAGAUGCGCUUGGGCAGCAUUGGAGCAUGGAGUGCCAUCAGUCCCUACCUGGGUGGAGUAGGCAUAGCUAGUGUUGUGACAUCACUGUACCUGUGCCUGUAUUAUAAUGUGAUCAAUGCCUGGAGUUUCUGGUAUCUUUUCCACUCAUUUCAGACUGUGUUGCCAUGGUCACAAUGUCCUGUCAACAGUAAUCGAACUGGCUUUUUGGAGGAGUGUGAGGUUGCCACACCCACACAGUAUUUCUUUUUUCGUGAGACACUGAACAUCUCAUCCUCCAUUGAUGAAAAUGGAAGCCUGCACAUGGGCCAAGCACUCUGCCUCCUGCUGGCCUGGUUGAUUGUUUAUUUGUUCAUUGUUAGAGGGGUCAAGUCCACAGGAAAGGUAGUGUAUUUUACUGCCACAUUCCCCUAUGUGGUCCUCAUCAUCUACCUGAUUCGCGGUGUUACCCUCCAUGGGGCCUUGAAUGGAGUAAAAUACAUGUUCACUCCCAAGCUAGAGCAGUUGGCAAACCCUCAGACAUGGAUCAACGCUUCCACACAGAUCUUCUUCUCUCUGGGACUAGGCUUUGGCUCCCUCAUCGCUUUUGCUAGCUAUAACCAUCAUAAAAACAACUUUGAGAAACAGGCCAUCGUGGUUUCUCUCAUCAACAGUGGCACUUCUAUUUUUGCUAGCAUCGUUACUUUCUCUAUCUAUGGCUUCAAGGCUACUUUCAAUUAUGAAAGUUGCUUGGAGAGGACUAGACUAUUAUUACUGAAUACCUUUGAACUGGCUGAAGAUGCUGUGAAUAAGGACAACAUCACCUUCUGGAUAACUGAGCUAAAUCAUUCACACCCCGAGCAGUUUGAAACUAUUGCUAUCAAAUUAGAAACCUGCAGCCUGGAAGCAGAACUAGAUACGGCCGUAGAAGGCACUGGAUUAGCCUUCAUCGUGUACACUGAGGCGAUCACAAACAUGCCCAUAUCCCAACUCUGGUCUGUUCUCUACUUCAUCAUGCUGCUGCUGUUGGGAAUGGGAAGCAUGCUGGGUAAUGUCACUGCCAUCAUCACUCCACUCAGGGACUUCCAGCUGCUGACUCAAAGGCUCAGUAGUGAGACACUCAAUGGUCUGGUCUGUAUAUUCUGUCUGCUGCUGGGCCUUGGCUUCACCACUCGUCCCGGCAACUACUGGUUUACAAUGUUUAAUGACUACGGUGCUACAUUUUCCCUGCUUUUCAUCGUGCUUAUUGAGGUCAUUACUGUAUCCUACAUCUAUGGACUCAAGAGGUUUCAAAAAGACAUCGAGGACAUGCUGGGCCACCAGCCAAACUGGUACUGGAAAAUCAUGUGGGGGGCCAUCAGCCCUCUCCUGUUGAUCAGCAUGUUUGUCUUCUACAUUAUAAACUACAUUCAAGGGGGAACACCCACCUAUCAGGCCUGGAAUAAAGAAAUGGGAAAGUCUGUAGAGAUGGAGUAUCCUGUGUAUGGCCAGGCUUUCAUUGCCCUUCUACUAGUGUCGUCAGUGAGUUGUGUUCCCAUCACGGCCAUCUAUGCCUUCUGUAUGAGACGACAGCAUGGAACUGUGGUCCAGGAGCGCAGCAUUAACACCAUGACAUCUGCCAUAUAGGGAAGUCCAGCCUUCUUCCAAGAAGCUGCCCGAACUCCAUUUCAAAAAGACACUAACAGAAGCCACCCAAAACUCGCCAUGAUACAAUUCCACAAUUACUCACCAUCUUAACCACCUUUAACCAUGGUGCAUCAUUCAUAAAAUAAAAUACACAUUUCCAAGUAUUAUUAGUAUUAAUAAUUAAUUAAUUAAUAACUGUUCAUUAUAGAAGGUAUAAAAAAGUUUUUAAAAGAAUGUAUGUAGCUUUGGAAAUUAGAUUCUUUUGCUAAAUCAGGUCAAAGUAUCCACAAAAUUUAUUUUCAGUACAACUGUAAAACAUUCUUAGAUAGUAUUUUAUAGGAUUUCUGAAUGUAAAUAUGAUUACUUAUAAAUGCAAUUCAAUAAAUACACUCAUUUUAAUAAAAAUACAUUAUAUAACGUAAUGCAAAAAGUUGGAGUAACUUAAGCUGUUAUUUAACCAUACCUUAAAAACGAAUUGUUGAUGUAAUAAGUCACUUUCUGAGUAAAAUUGUCUUUUGGCAUAUCAUGGAGUAAAUGUGAAUGUAUUGAAGUGUAUUAUUUUCAGUAAUUUAUCUGAAUCUACUUUAAUGUCUAUUAUAAACUAAAACAAAUUCUAAAUUUAUAGAUCACUAAUGGACUGACUUUCAACAUUGUUAAAUAUUUAGUAUUAGUUUCAGGCUGAUUUCCUAUGUUAUUAAACUACAUAACCUAGAAUGUUUAUCUGAAGCCCUAGGUGUUGGUUAAUUUGCCACAUUUCAUUUUCAGACCACUGUCCACUGUGCAAGACUGUAGUACUGAACAUUGGUGUUCUGGAAGCGUUUUUCUCAUGAUAGGCACACAUUUAUCUUUUGUGGUGUAUUAUUCUUAAAACUUCGUUGCACAAAGAAGAAUCCCAGAGCAGAAGAGUAGAGAAAACCUAACACAGGAAUAUAGAAUGCCCCAAAAAAACCAAACAAAAGCAAAAGCCCCACAGACCUAACAAAAGUUUACUAUCUGUGUGAGCAUUUUUGCCCCUCCUCUCUGGUCUGAUGCUGAGCCUUUUGCAAGCUUGACCCUGAAGGAGAGCUCCUGGUCUUACGCCAUCCAGACAAGUGUAACCAGCCUGGAACCACAAGCCUGUGUCACUGACCCUCCGGUUGUGCCUGACAGACACAUCCAUGUGUCCCACAUUCCCUAAUAGGAUUGAAAUGUGUGGCUGGCUGUCAUUAGAACUUGUUAAGCUGUUAAAGCAAUGGCCAUUUUGAAAUUACAUUUAGGUAAAGAUUCAUUUUCAUUUUUAUUUUGUAAAUCAGUUUGUGGAUGUCAUAAAUAUCUUGUUUUGUAUCUCAAGUUGUACUCAGUCAUAAUUGUAAGUUGCUUUGGAUAAAUAGUGUCAGAUAAAUGUAAAUGUUGUGGUUUUAGGCCAUUGCAUCUCUCUUUCUGUUCAGUUCUCCCGACAUCUUCUUUCUAGGGAAAGUCUGUAGAGAUGGAGUAUCCUGUAUAUGGCCAGGCUUUCAUUGCCUUUCUACUAGUGUCAUCAGCGAGUUGUGUUCCCAUCACGGCCAUCUAUGCCUUCUGUAUGAGACGACAGCAUGGAACUGUGGUCCAGGAGCGCAGCAUUAGCACCAUGACAUCUGCCAUAUAGGGAAGUCCAGCCUUCUUCCAAGAAGCUGCCCGAACUCCAUUUCAAAAAGACACUAACAGAAGCCACCCAAAACUCGCCAUGAUACAAUUCCACAAUUACUCACCAUCUUAAACAUCUUUAACCAUGGUGCAUCAGUCAUAAAAUAAAAUACACAUUUUCAAAGAUUAUUAGUAUUAAUAAUUAAUUAAUAAAUUAGUAACUGUUCAUUAUAGAAGGUUUAAAAAAGGUUUUAAAAGAAUGUAUGUAGCUUUGGAAAUUAGAUUCUUUUGCUAAAUCAGGUCAAAGUAUCC